Molecule: messenger RNA, 5434 nt
Organism: Larimichthys crocea (large yellow croaker)
Lineage: Eukaryota; Metazoa; Chordata; Actinopteri; Sciaenidae
Gene: slc39a10
Product: solute carrier family 39 member 10
Exons: 11
Coding region: 317-2848 (843 amino acids)
Biological process (GO): intracellular monoatomic cation homeostasis; zinc ion import across plasma membrane
Cellular component (GO): plasma membrane
Molecular function (GO): zinc ion transmembrane transporter activity; monoatomic cation:bicarbonate symporter activity
Source: RefSeq, a predicted model, not a curated record
ACACAAUGUGGCGGAAAAGAGGCGCUUAAACUUCAUUGCACUGCGCACGGAGCGCAGACCGCUUGUCAGCCUCUUGCCGGGAUUCUACGCAAAUGACGCAUGUGACGUUGGUGAAUGACUCGCCUUUCGUGCGUUGACGUAAACGUAAAGCAGACGGGGGAGUUUUUUUUUUUUCGUACCGAGCGGAGAGGAGAUGCACACGGCACUCGAGUGAGUGCACGUUUCAGAAGAGUUGAAAACCCCCCUCAUACAGAAGCAUCAGGACUGGGGGCCAAGAAGGAGGAAACAUAUUACGGGGACCAGAAGUGAGGGGACAAUGCGAGUCCAGGUGCACACCAAGUUCUGUUUCCUGUGUGUGCUCACCUUCCUCUUCCAUCAGUGCAACCACUGCCAUGGAGAAGGGCACAGCCAUCAACCCGGUGCAGGCGACCACAACCACACCCACAGCGACCUGCAGAUUUCUGAGGCUCCGUACGUGAGAGGUGCAACUCUGUCUGGGGAGUCCAAGAGUCCUCAAGGGCACUCUCUAGAGGAGGAGCAGCGCUUCUACAUCCAGCAACUGUUCAGGCGCUAUGGCCAGAAAGGCCGGCUAGAUUUCCAGGGAUUUCAGAGUCUGCUGUUCAGCUUAGGUCUGGGUGAAGUUAAGGUGGUAGGUGUUGAUCAUGAAGAUCUGGGCCAUGACCAUGUAGCUCAUCUCGACCUAGUUGAUAUACAGGAAGGCCUUCAUUCACAUACAUCCACCAAUGAAGGCCAUAGCCAUGGUCACAAGCAUGGUCAUGGUCAUCCACACCACAAGCCAGCCUCCCAACAUCCACACACAGAACAAGUUCCCACACGGUGCAGCCAGCAGACUACUGCUGCCAGUCCAGCUGGCGGUGCACCUAAAGGACAUGACCAUAAACAUGAUCAUGGACAUGGUGCAGCACACGAUCAUGAUCAUGAUCACACACAUGACAAAGAGCACAAACAUGAGCAGGUACAGGUGCACUCGAACCACGAGGACCUGUCUGCUAAAACUCACAACGAUCACGACCACAGUGAUCAUGACCACAGUGAUCACGACCACAGUGGUCACAACAACAGUGAUCACAUCCACGAAGUGCAGACAGGCACAGACAUUCCCCCCAUCAGCCAGGAGCAGCUUCCCUCUCCACAGUCCGUGCCGUCCCAGGUCCCACAGUCCUCUCCUGCCACCACAGAAAGCCGGCCCAAGAAGCCGAAAAAGCCAGCCAGAGUCAGAGGACAGAGAGGGCAAAACAAAACCCCUUCUCCUCCCACACCUCUGUCUGAUGAAGGUGACCAUCAGUCCGAACACAACAAUCACCAUCACAGCCAUGGUCACAGUCACGAUCACGGUCACGAUCACGGUCACGGUCAUUCUCAUAAAGACAAGAGAGAAGCACCAGGAGAACCUGCCUCCACCACUUUACCGGCAAAUGCCUUGUCUGGCCAUCCAGGAGGAUUGUCUCAUCAGCACGAGGAGUGUUUGAACCUCACUCAGCUCCUCACCUACUACGGCCUGAAUCCCGACUCGCUCAUCUCCCCCAGCCAGUUCACAUACCUGUGUCCUGCCCUGCUCUACCAGAUAGAUAGUCGUGUCUGCAUCCGCCAUUACCACCAGAUGGAUGUGGAGCAGGAAGCCUUGCAGCCUGUGAGUCCCGUGUGGGUGUGGCUGUGGGGUUUUGUGUCCAUCACCAUCAUCAGCCUGCUGUCUCUGCUGGGCGUGGUGCUCGUACCCAUACUCAACCAAUCCUGUUUCAAAUUUCUGCUCACCUUCCUGGUGGCGCUGGCAGUGGGCACGCUCAGUGGCGACGCUCUCCUUCAUCUGCUGCCUCAUUCUCAAGGGCAGCACGACCACAGCGAGCCUGGGACUGCCCAUGACACCGAUCUGGUAACAGGCUUUGAUGGAGUGUGGAAGGGCCUAACAGCGCUGGCCGGCAUCUACCUCCUCUUCAUCAUCGAACACUGUAUCGGCAUGUUUAAGCACUACAAAGACCACGCGGCCAUGAAGAAGUCGAGCGAGGAGGGCAAGAUUGGCAGGAAGUUGUCAGAUCACAAAUUAAAUCGUCGCUCAGACGCAGAGUGGCUGCACCUGAAGCCCCUCAACGAAGACCCAGACAGCACCGCCAUCUCCUGCGACAACAGCCACAACGACACACAGCUCACAGAGCUCCAGCCGCCCGACUCGCCUAACAACAGGACGCCGCUGACGCCCACAAACCCCCAGCAAGAACACCAGUCGCCCACCAAAGAGAAUGGACGCAAGGUCAAGCACGGUCACGGACACUCACACGGCCACGGUCACUCUCACGGUGGGAACUGUCACUCAGACCAGGAGAUGAAGGACGCUGGGAUCGCCAGCAUCGCCUGGAUGGUCAUCAUGGGCGACGGCAUGCAUAACUUCAGCGACGGCCUGGCUAUAGGCGCAGCGUUCAGUGCAAACCUGACAGGAGGCAUCAGCACAUCAGUGGCUGUUUUCUGCCACGAGUUACCUCAUGAACUGGGUGACUUUGCGGUGCUGCUGAAAGCCGGGAUGACGGUGAAGCAGGCCAUUGUCUACAAUCUGCUGUCCGCCCUCAUGGCCUACGUUGGCAUGGUGAUUGGCACAGCUGUGGGCCAGUACACACACAGUCUCACUAGCUGGAUCUUCGCCAUCACAGCUGGCAUGUUCCUUUAUGUGGCUCUGGUGGAUAUGCUGCCAGAAAUGCUUCACGGGGACAGCGAGGACCACAAGCGCUGCCAGCUGGGACACUUUAUCCUGCAGAACCUGGGCAUGCUGACCGGGUUCGGCAUCAUGCUGCUCAUCGCUAUCUUCGAAGACCAAAUUGUUUUCGAUUUUGGCUUUUAGUCGAGAAGAGAGGGUGUCGUUGGGGGAGGGCGGGGUUCUAGGAAGCGAGGGAGGGGAUGUAUCAAUAUUGUUCUUCUUGGCCUUAACAUGCUUUGUUUGCGAUGUAACGGCCCAGUCUUGCAUGCAAUGUGAGUCUCGUUCAUGGCCCGUGCCUCCAUUCCAAACAAGCUGCGGUAGCUUAUGCAUAUCUCAUGACUCUGCCGGUGAUGUUUACACUCUGCUCCUCCAUCACCUCUCCUCCGCCAGAUCUGUCUGCUCCCUGUGAUGCAAAAAAAAAAAGAUAACAAAAAAUCAAGAGGAGCGGGGCUGCACUCCAACCAGAAAACACCACCUCUGCUCUGAACCGGUGAACUCCAUCUUUAAGAAAAAAAAAAAGCGAGAGCUGUAGAUAGUGAAGGUGGUGCACGAAGCGUGUUCCUGCAGAGAGGCAGCUGUCACGGCCCAGUAGCUCUCCGCCUAUGCAUCAUCACCUGUUGUUAGUGUGUUGUCGUCGUAUCCCCCAUCCCCCUACCAUCGCCGCCACCUCGUCUCUUAUCCACUCUGUGCUGUGUCCCCGUCAUCCUUGUCACGUGCAUCUGUGGUGUGUGUUCCACCCAGCAUCCAACCAUCAACUUUUGAUGUUCACCACGCUGCGUCUCUCUGUGCCAAGCCCCGGCCACUGGAGCAACACCACAGCCGCCUACACGCACCAACACACCGUGUCCUUAAAGUGCCGGAGAGCUCCGUUUUUAAACUAGCUGCUACGUCUGAAAUCAACCGUCACCUGCGAAAAUGUGUCAACAGCUUUAAAGCUGCGGGGUCAAAGCAGGAGAAGUGUUCCCCUGAGUUUGCGUGGGAGAUUGUCGAAACGGCUCGGUGUUUUUUUUGUGCUACUUUCUCCAUGAAUUAAGUUUUAUUGUCUAAUUUGAGCUUUGGGAUUAUUAAGCCUUUGUAGUUCAUAGUGAUCGCUAACACAUCUGCCAAAUUAGAAUUCAAGUCAGUGUUUUUGUUUAGAAGCUAGAUGUCACAAAUGACAAUGUUUUAUUUUUUUUUGAGAAUCUGUAGCCAAAGGGGACGUAUUCUUGUCGGGCCUUUUUUAUAUUAUUAUCUGCCUUCAUAAGAAUCAACAGCUUCAAAAUGUGAAUUCAGAAUAACUUCAUCAAAAAGUGUUGUAGUUUACUAGAUUUAUUUUUUCAGGGCGCCUCUCUCUUACGAGCUCCUGAAAGGUGCUCAGUCCAGUCAGACCGUCCUGCGGUUGACAUGCGAUCACUGUAGGAGGUUGUGUUGUCACAUUAAUGCAGAUUUUUUUUUUAUAUUCUGUAAAUACAUGAGGUCUUUAGUGUCAGUAGCUGAGCCAAAAGUUGAUUUUGUUCCUGUUGAAUCGUUGUUAUUGUUUUUUUAAAGUACUUCUGUAAAGGAAUCAGUUCUAACCCGCUGACAAUCUGAGACAGACCACGCAACAGACACGACUCUUUGAUCGCAGCAGAACGAUGUGCGCUUUCAUGACCACAUUCCUUGCACUUGUAAUGGAUGUUAUCAAACCGUAGGACAUUUAUUAUUAUUAUUAUUAUUAUUAUUAUUAUUAUUAUUAUUUCGAUAUUGUUUUACGAGCAUUCCUCAUGUAUGUUUGUGAGGGUGUACAUUACAAUCACUCAGCUUACUGUGCCAAAAGUGGCCCAAGUGUGGAUUUUCAGUGCUGGGGCUUGAUACUACCCGACCCUACCCCACCCUGCUCCACCCUGCCCCACCCUGCCCACCCUACCCCUCCCUGACAUUCCAUUGGCUGUUCUGCAGCUCACAUGCUAAGCUAUCUCCCCUAGCUUCGGCUGCUGGAGCACACAGAUGAUGUGUGUGGUUUCAUUUAUCCUGUCACUGUGUGACAUCCGUCGUCUUAUGUCUUAACUGGCUGUAAGUCAUCGUCAGUCACAUUGAACUCGUGUUAUUGAUCUGACUGAAUCAUGCAUGGUACAGACAUCGCGUCGAGUGUAAAUUUGUUUUUCAUUCUUUGUACUGCAAAGUUAAAAUACUGACGACUUUUGUUACUUUUUAAAUUAACUGGGUGACAGAGAGGUUCUUUGGGGUGUAGUGUACCUGGUGUUCUUGGCCUUUUUUAAUGAAGCUUUUUACGUUUUAUUAUUUAAUCUUUUGUUCGUAUUUAAUGCUGGUGCACAUCAUUAAAACUGGAAUGUAUCUUCAUUGAACACCAAGUCAAUUAUUUUCUGUCUAUAAAAUAUACGUUUAUUCUUUUUUCAGUUUCCUACAAUAAAUGAUUUAGAUUUGUCUUUUUUGAAGCCGUAUUUUGAGUUACUGUAUUACAUGCAUCAUUAAAUCAAAACUGUUCUGUCAGAUGCUCCGUAAGUGUUAGUGACACUUUGAAGACACUAUGCCCCAAAGAACACGUUUCUUCACUGUCUAUUGGGCAAAAAUUGUCUGUAAAAAUGAAGGUCCUUGAUUGUUUUUUUGUUUUUUUUUUCAUUUUGGCUUUGUUGUCUGUAUAUUUGUUUAGUAAUCUGGAUAUAAAAUGCAAAAUGUGACAUCCUUGCUGUUUGCCUGUCUGUGCUUUUCUCCCCAUUACGAAAGGAAAAUAAACUCUGCAAAGAUCCCAGA